AAACAGACCCACAAGCUUUAGCCGACACCCUAAACAAAAUCCAAAAAUUGCACCAAAAUCUGAACAUUUUAACAGUUCAUACUCUUAAAAUCAAAAUCCAACUCCAUCAAAUACAUCACAAAAAAAAAGAUAAAAAUCAGACCAGCUAUGAAACCUGGUCUCUAAUCAUACAUCUCCCACCAUGCCUUCGCGCUCACUUCCGCCACUGCCACCGGAAUCAUCCUCCCCACCACCGUCGUUUACCCAUCACACCCGUUUUUCCACUCGUCUCAUCCCUCCCAUAACCGCUGCCACCGCCGCCUUUUCCUUCCUCCUUGUCUUUACGUUCUGCUUCCGUAAAAUCACCCGCAACCGCACCGUCCCAUCAGACGCCAAACCACCUCACCGCUUCUCCUACUCCAUUCUCCGCCGCGCCACCAACUCCUUCUCUCCUUCUCUCCGCCUCGGCCAAGGCGGGUUCGGCUCCGUCUACCGCGGAACUCUCCCAAAUGGUCAACUUGUUGCAGUCAAAGUCAUGGACUCGGGCUCUCUUCAAGGAGAGCGCGAGUUUCAGAACGAGUUGUUUUUUUCAUCGAAGCUCGAGUCAGAUUACAUCGUUACCCCACUUGGGUUCUCCUCGGACCGGAAACACCGGUCUAUGUUAUUGAUUUAUGAACUGAUUCCUAACGGUAAUUUGCAGGAUGCACUUUUACAGAGGAAAUGCCCUGAAUUGUUACUGUGGAGUAAAAGAUUUAGCAUUGCUGUUGAGAUUGCUAAAGGUAUUGCUUAUCUUCAUAAUUUUAAUCCGCCUGUUAUUCAUGGUGAUGUUAAACCUAGUAAUAUUUUGUUGGAUAAGUCUUUUAAUGCAAAAAUCGCGGAUUUCGGAUUGGCUUGGAUGGAUUUAGAAUGUCAGAAUCCGAAUCAGAAUCAAAUUCAGUGUGAGAUUAAGGUUGAAGAGAGUGAUGUAAAGAAAACUGAAUUAGAAAGUGUUAAUCUUGAGGAUAAUGGAUCUGUGGUAGAGAUGGAGAGUGUGAAUACGGAGUUUAAUUUAGGAGUGGAUCAGUCUCCGGAGAGUUUUAUUAGGGGCCCUGUUUCGGUUUCUGCUACGUCGCCGGAGAGUGUGGUAGUUGUUACGCCUUCGGCGGAGACUGUGGAGGUUGUUAAUGCUUCACCCCGGGAGGAUUUUGACGGAGUUAGUGUGGAGAGUAAUGGUGAGAUGUUGAAAGAAAGAGGGGGUAGAAGUGCUUCUGGUAGGUCUUGGUGGUGGAAGCAGGAUAAGAUUGAUUCGGGGGAGAAUGGGGCUGUGAAGGAUUAUGUGAUGGAAUGGAUUGGGACUGAGAUAAAGAAGGAGAGGCCGAAGAGUGAUUGGAUUGCGGCUUCGUCUUCUAGCAAUCAAUCGACUGUGAAAACGGAUAAAAAGAAGAAUCGAAAGCGGUUAGAUUGGUGGGUGUCGUUGGAUGAGGAGAAAGAGGAUAAGAUUUUGAAGAGGGAGAAAAGGAGACAACCAAGGGAAUGGUGGAAGGAGGAGUAUUGUGAAGAAUUAGAGAAGAAGAAGAAAAAGAAGAAGAAACAGCAGCAAGACAAGGGAAUAACGAGUACGGAUGGCAACGGAGGGGAAAAUUGGUGGCCGAGGGAUGAUGAGUUGUACGCCGAGAGGAAAAAGAAGAAGAAUAAACGGAGUAGAAGUAGAAGUAGUCUCGGCAGUAUCGACUGGUUCAGUGGUGAGUUAUUUAAGGCUAACCACAUUAGCCAUGAUUCUUUAAGUGGAGAGAUUCCGAAGAGUGGAGGAAUUAGUAGUACGCCGAGCAUGAGAGGAACUGUUUGUUAUGUUGCUCCUGAAUACGGGGGCGGUGGUCGUUUAUCUAGCAAAUCCGAUGUUUACAGUUUCGGAGUUGUCUUGUUAGUUAUUAUUGCAGGAAGACGCCCACUUCAGGUUUCUAGCUCACCGAUGUCUGAGUUUCAGCGAGCCAAUCUAAUACAUUGGGCUCGUCAUCUUGCACGAGCUGGAAAGCUUAUUGAAUUGGUUGAUCAAUCUGUACAGUCUAUAGAUCGAGAUCAAGCUCAAUUAUGCAUUACUAUAGCUCUGCUUUGUUUGCAGAAAUCCCCUAUCCGUCGCCCUUCGAUGAAGGAGGUUGUGGGAAUGCUCACGGGAGAGCUAGAGGCUCCCGAGUUACCAAUUGAAUAUUCGCCUUCACCUCCAUCGAGGAUCCCUUUUAAGUCCAGAUCGCAUAAGAAAGUCCGGUGAGUUUUUGUCAAUUGUUGGUAUAGAUCAUUGGUUUGGAUAAUACAUGUAAAGAGAAAAUCUUACUUUACCAUGAAAUAGAUGGAAACAGUUGCACUUACUUUAAUGUUGAUACGGCCUUUGGCAUACAAGUAAAUUGAUUACUAACAUCAUAAUGUUCAUGUAAA
Mercurialis annua (annual mercury) is the source of this 2388-nucleotide messenger RNA. RefSeq names its product receptor-like serine/threonine-protein kinase At4g25390. The coding region runs from base 182 to 2224 and encodes 680 amino acids. Gene Ontology annotation, molecular function: protein kinase activity; ATP binding. The transcript has a single exon. The record is from RefSeq and is a predicted model, not a curated record. NCBI's taxonomy places the organism in Eukaryota, Viridiplantae, Streptophyta, Magnoliopsida, Malpighiales, Euphorbiaceae. Gene Ontology annotation, biological process: protein phosphorylation.